AUGCGUCCCUUCGCACAGGGCCUUCGCCCAGUUCGCUCCCUCCUUUCAUACACAUCCCUUACAUCGACGCGAUCACCAUCUUCUCGUCUCUUCUCACAGCUCAGCCAAGUCCACCACGCUCUAUCAAAGCCCUCUUUGGCCCGACCGGCCCGCAUCCUUCCUUUGAACACCAUCCGCCACAACUCCACAUCGCGCCCUCUCACCAAGGAUCCAGCCAGCCGGAACGAGACCGAUGCAGAGCGUGAAGCUAAGAACGCCGAGCGCCGGAAAAAUGAAGAAGCCUAUCGCAUCACAUUCACCUGCAAGCCGUGCGGUGAGCGCUCAUCGCAUCGCAUGUCAAAGCAGGGUUACCACCGUGGCACAGUCCUGAUUCAAUGCCCGUCUUGCCAGAACCGUCAUGUCAUGAGUGAUCACCUUGGCGUGUUCUUUGACAAGGGAACUACUUUGGAAGAUCUUCUCAAGCAAAAAGGCCAGGCUCUGACACAUGGUCGUACCGAUGGCGACUUGGAGUUCUGGGAGGAUGGCACAGUCAAGAGCUUUGAUUUGGAGGGCCAAGAGCUUUUGGGCUCUGCUGGUAAAGAGACUGCCGAGAAAGUGUCCUCUUGA
This is a messenger RNA of Penicillium cinerascens, 606 nucleotides long. RefSeq names its product DNL-type zinc finger protein. The transcript has a single exon. Gene Ontology annotation, biological process: protein import into mitochondrial matrix; protein folding; protein stabilization. The coding region runs from base 1 to 606 and encodes 201 amino acids. Gene Ontology annotation, molecular function: zinc ion binding; protein-folding chaperone binding. The record is from RefSeq and is a predicted model, not a curated record. NCBI's taxonomy places the organism in Eukaryota, Fungi, Ascomycota, Eurotiomycetes, Eurotiales, Aspergillaceae. Gene Ontology annotation, cellular component: mitochondrion.